AAAAUGGCGACAUAAGGAAAAACGGCCUUUGAGACUGUCCCAAACAUUUAACAGUGUUCUUUUCUAAUUAUUACUAUUUAAAUUCCACGCUUUCAGCAUUUUAGCGGUAAUAGUCCGUUCUUGUUACCUUAUCGGGAGUAUAAAUUGUCGACUAACGAGGUUUCCUCGCUGUGUCGAUAAUGGAAACAGAGCAGGCGAGGAACCGCUUCCAGACAGAGCUGGAGUUCGUCCAGUGCCUCGCAAACCCCAACUACCUGAACUUCUUGGCUCAGAGGGGGUACAUGAGAGAGAAGCCGUUUGUGAACUAUCUCAAGUAUCUCCUGUACUGGAAGGAUCCAGAAUAUGCCAAGUACCUAAAGUACCCACAGAGUCUGCACAUGCUUGAACUGCUGCAGUACGAGCACUUCCGCAAGGAGCUGGUGAACGCACAGUGUGCCAAGUUCAUAGACGAGCAGCAGCUGCUCCACUGGCAACACUACUCACGCAAGCGUACGCGGCUGCAGCAGGCCCUGGCCGAACAGCAGCAGCACAGCAGUACUGCUGCGAAAUGACACUGAAGGACAGCACUAUAUAGACACAGGUCUAUAGAAAAUUACUUGCUUGGUCUCAUGCUGCUUGUACAAAGCUUCCUUAGUUUUCUGGAUUUGUUUUUGUACAGCUAAGUAAUAAAGUCAUUGAAUUUGCAUAUUGUAAUUAGCUUGCAGAAAUCAUUUUUCAUUAAAUACAGUACAAAGGGUGAAUGUGCCAGGAAAUAAUCUAGGUCAGUAUUACAUCCAUAAAUGUGGCUUUG
This is a messenger RNA of Scleropages formosus (Asian bonytongue), 790 nucleotides long. RefSeq names its product mediator complex subunit 31 (gene med31). Lineage: Eukaryota; Metazoa; Chordata; Actinopteri; Osteoglossiformes; Osteoglossidae. Gene Ontology annotation, molecular function: transcription coregulator activity. Gene Ontology annotation, cellular component: mediator complex. Bases 180 to 551 code for a protein of 123 amino acids. Gene Ontology annotation, biological process: regulation of DNA-templated transcription. The record is from RefSeq and is a predicted model, not a curated record. The transcript has 4 exons.